AUGACGAGCAGAGGGGACGUGUGCACCCCCCAAGGUCCCCAGGGGGCCCGCAAGGACAGAGCCCUCAGCCAGAGGAAGCUGCUGGGGGCGGGGCUCUGUGAAGCCUCCCACCGCUGGGGCCAUGCCGUGUUCAUCGCCCGAGGGGCCCUGUGGGGCUCAGAGGACAUCACCAGACUGGAUGCAGCAGGGGGGCUUCAGAGCCUCCGGGUCACCAUGGCCACGCACCCCAAUGGCUUCCGGCUGGAGGGGGCCCUGGCUGCAGCCGCCAAGAGGCCCGGGCCUCGCACGGUGCUCUACGAGGGUCCGGUCCGAGGCCUGUGCCCCUGGGCCCCCCGAAACUCUAACACCAUGGCGGCCGCCGCCCUGGCUGCCCCCAGCCUGGGCUUCGACGGAGUCAUCGGGGUGCUGGUGGCCGAUCUCAGCCUCCCGGACGUGCACGUGGUGGACGUCGAGCUGAGCGGACCCCCGGGCCCCUCGGGCCGCAGCUUCGCCCUGCGUACCCAUCGGGAGAACCCCGCCCAGCCAGGCGCCGUCACCGGCUCGGCCACGGUCACCGCCUUCUGGCGCAGCCUCCUAGGCUGCUGUCAGCUUCCCACCAAGCCGGGCAUCUAUCUCUGCUGAGAAGCCUCCUCCCUCCCCAGAAAGAACGACCUCGUGUCAUUUACAUUCCCCAGCACUGCCCCAUGCCUGCCCUGGCCUCAGUUUCCCUGGAUUUCCCUCCCCUCCCCCUUUCAGUAAAACUCGAAGCUCCUC
Messenger RNA from Echinops telfairi (small Madagascar hedgehog), 753 nucleotides. RefSeq names its product aspartate dehydrogenase domain containing (gene ASPDH). NCBI's taxonomy places the organism in Eukaryota, Metazoa, Chordata, Mammalia, Afrosoricida, Tenrecidae. Gene Ontology annotation, molecular function: L-aspartate dehydrogenase [NAD(P)+] activity. Bases 1 to 621 code for a protein of 206 amino acids. The record is from RefSeq and is a predicted model, not a curated record. The transcript has 5 exons. Gene Ontology annotation, biological process: NAD+ biosynthetic process.